ACCUGGGUGCACACCGCCACAUAAAUCCGUAACCUGAUUUCUUCUGCUGACAAAGACCCAAAUCUGCUGCCCGACCCCGUCCUCUCUCCUCAGUCUCGGAGCCAGGGGCGAUCCAUCGACCUCGCCUCUCCGCCGCCGUAAUCUCCUUCUUCACCUCAUUAGUUACUACCGUGAGCUGAGUGAGAUCGAUAAAGAGUGGAGGUCGCCAGUUCAGCCUCAAGAGUGAGGGGAGAGUCUCAGGCUUGGGAACCUUUUCCUUUGGACACAUAGCUCGAUAAGAGCAACACCCGGGUGUCGCUGAAGAAGCAUAGAUCGGGGAGUUUUCUUGGCCUGAGAAGUACAGGAGAGCUGCGUAGUGAUAGCAUGGCUUCAAAGCUUGUGGUUCUUGGAAUCCCCUGGGACGUGGAUACAGAAGGAUUAAAAGAGUACAUGAGCAAGUUUGGCCCCCUGGAUGAUUGCAUUGUUAUGAAGGAUCGCUCAUCUGGUCGAUCUCGUGGUUUUGGAUACGUGACGUUUUCAUCAGUAGAGGAUGCAAAGAAUGUCGUUAACUCUGAGCAUAUUCUUGGAGACCGAACUCUGGAAGUGAAGAUAGCGACUCCCAAGGAAGAAAUGCGAGCUCCAGGAAACAAGAAAGCUACUAGGAUAUUUGUUGCUCGGAUUCCACAGUCUGUGGAUGAGUCAAUGUUUCGCAGGCAUUUUCAAACUUUUGGAGAAAUAACAGAUCUUUAUAUGCCCAAGGAACUGGGUUCAAAAGAACAUCGUGGAAUUGGGUUUGUCACUUUCCGGAGUGCAGAAUGCGUGGACAAUGUCAUGCAAGAAAAUCAUGAGAUUGAUGGCACAACCGUUGUUGUUGAUCGUGCAACUCCGAAGCAGGAUGAAGAAGUCAGGCACCCUCCAAGGAGGGGGGGAGGAGCACAGGGCGAGGGUGGUUAUGGCUCAUACAAUGCAUACAUUACAGCUGCUACCAGAUAUGCAGCUCUGGGCGUACCAACACUGUAUGAUCAUCCUGGGCCAGCUUAUGGAAGAGGUUACUUGAAUGAGCCCCCUGUAUCAAGCAAAAAGAUAUUUAUUGGUAGACUCCCACAAGAAGCAAAUACUGAUGAUUUAUGGGAUUAUUUUGGCCGAUUUGGCAGAAUUGUGGAUGCAUACAUUCCAAAGGAUCCAAAAAAGAGCGGCCACCGUGGUUUUGGUUUUGUUACUUUUGCUGAGGACGGUGUAGCAGAUCGUGUAGCGCGAAGAAGUCAUGAAAUUUUGGGACAGGAGGUUGCUGUAGACUCAGCUGCACCCGUUGAGGGUGGCCCCAGUCGAGGCGGUUACAUUGAACCACCUGGGCCGUAUGGAGCUUACAGCCCGAUGAUGUCUUAUGGCCAGUUCUCUGGCAGUCUUGGUUAUGAUUGCCGCGUGCUGCCAAGUGACCAGUUCUUGCUGGCUACCCAUCUUCUUUCGCCGUUGUCAACCAGUUCAAAUAAUCUGUCAUGGAGAUUGGAGAACCCGGCGUUCACGGCGGAGCUGGACGUCACUCGGGGCCCAUCCUACGGCAGGUUCGUCUCCAGCGUGCGCGACCAGCUCGUGCUCCACGCCGGCGCGAUGCGCCACCUGGAGCUCGUCUUGCUUCCUCCCCAGUCAGAGGACCCCGGCAAGGCUCCAUGGAUCGGCGUCAUGCUCCGAUGCGGCCCCAGGCAAUCGGCGCUGCUCCGGAUAUGCGCAGACAACCUCUACAUCUCCGCUUACCGGAGCUCGGACGGUCUGUGGUCCGAGUUCCUCGGUGGCUCCCUAAUCGCCGGCGCGAAGCCACUCUCGUUCGCCGAUAGCUACGGCAACAUGGCGAGAGUGGCCAAGGCGGCACUCACCCUGGGCAAGGAGGAGCUCGAAGCCGCGGCGGAGCGCCUCACGGCCAGCGCCGGCACCCAGCAGGAGAUCGCAAGAUCGCUGAUGACCAUGUCGGUGAUGGUUAGCGAAGCCAUCAGGUUCAGGAGCGUCGGCGACGCGCUCGGGCACAUGAUGUGCAACGCCGCCCGGCGAGGGGUGCUGCCGGCGCACAUGGUGGAGCAGGUGAAGAACUGGAGGAGCCUGUCCGAGUACUGGCUCGGGGCCGUCCUCUACGCCCAGCCGUUCCUGCCGUACAUAGAGGCCGACGGUAGUCAGCACUAUGGCCACAUCCCCCAGCACCUGCUCGCGCCGGCGAAGAUCGACUGCCAGGACCACGCCAUGAUGGCGCUCGGCGUCGCGCUGAACCGGCAGAGGGGGCUGCAGGACAAGCACAAGGCGGCGCUCGACGAGCACUGGCGCGCCGUGAGAGCCCACGCCCGCAAGCUUGACAGGGAAAGAGCAUCUGCAUCCAGUACAUGACGACUCGGACUGUCGGAGUAAGAGUUUGGUCAGAGAACAUGCUUUCCUAUACCUGGUAUAUUUGCCUUUUUGGCUUGAAAUGUGACCCAUGUUACAGAGGUUCUCCUCUGGUAAUGUGCUAUAUCUGUAUCAGCAAAAAUGGAUUUACA
Messenger RNA from Aegilops tauschii subsp. strangulata, 2498 nucleotides. RefSeq lists its product as uncharacterized. Gene Ontology annotation, molecular function: RNA binding; rRNA N-glycosylase activity. The record is from RefSeq and is a predicted model, not a curated record. Gene Ontology annotation, biological process: negative regulation of translation. NCBI's taxonomy places the organism in Eukaryota, Viridiplantae, Streptophyta, Magnoliopsida, Poales, Poaceae.